CGUCGGUGGUGGUGGUUCGGGGUAGGCGGGGUGUGAGCGGGCCGAUGCGCUGCGUCAGUGCAAUAGACUGUUUUCCUCACAAACAAGCAAUGGCUGUGGAUGUAGCAAUGCAGCUGUACCUGUGCUCCUCACCCUUGCGAGGAGAGAGGUGUGCCUGCAAAAUUGCCCCAAAGCCAAACAAGCCAUUGCGGCCGUGCAUCCAGCUGAACAGCAAGACGGUACUGACUGGACCAGAAGAGGCAGAAAACUCCUUCACACACAACAAGGUGAAGAAGAAGGUGUCAUUUGCGGACAGCAGAGGCUUUGCUCUGACAAUGGUGAAGGUGUUCUCAGAGUUUGAUGAUCCUCUAGAUAUUCCUUUCAACAUCACUGAACUGAUUGACAACAUUGUGAGUCUGACGACAGUAGAGAGGGACAGCUUUGUCCUGGACUUCGUUCAGCCCUCUGCAGACUACCUGGACUUCAGAAACCGUCUUCAGACAGACUGCGUGUGCCUUGAAAACUGUAUGUUAAAGGAGCGGUCUGUUGUGGGCACAGUGAAAGUGAGGAAUCUGGCUUUUGAAAAGUCUGUAAAGAUCAGGAUGACAUUUGACACCUGGAAAAACUUUGUAGAUUACCCGUGCCAGUAUGUCAAGGAUACGUACGGAGGAUCAGAUCGGGACACGUUUUCUUUUGACAUCAGCUUGCCAGAUGGAAUUCAAUCCCAUGAAAGAGUUGAGUUUGCCAUCUCCUUUGAGUGCAAUGGCAAGGUGUACUGGGACAGCAACAGGGGCACAAAUUACAGAAUCAUACGCUCAGAACUGAAGUCUGCCCAGGAAGCCCUCCGCCCCCCGUGCAGCCCUGACUUCAGCAGUGCCUUUGACCAGUUUGGGAGUCCUCGGUGUGCCUAUGGCCUGUUUGCUGAGUGGCCAAGCUAUUCAGGAUACGAAAAGCUGGGGCCCUACUACUGACCUAAGGACCUAAUGUUCUGACUGACUGUUGGUGGUGUCUGCAGGUGUGGUAGCCCUCCUGAACAUGAGGUGUGUGGAAAGGUGGAAGAAGUGAGGCUCCAUGUAGCUCUGCGUAAGCCUCCCAUCAAAAAAAGAAGUGCAGUACUCUGCUGGCAGUUGGCUUAUAAUCAGGGAUGCAUCUCCAUAAAGGGCUGCCUUCCCUGUCUCAAGUCAGAUAGCUGGCUCUCCCGAUGAUCAAAAGAAAAGGAGAUGUUGCUUGCCUGCCUGUUCAGUGCUGCUAGUCCUUCCUCUUCUGUAAAGCUGCUAGUCUCCAGGGAAACACUACAGUGCUUGGGUUGUCUGCUGAAGCUAUGUAGUGGUGGCUGGUUUGUGUUGCUUGCUAGUGUUAAAGGAUUUUGGUGUUGGUUUUCUUUUUUUUUUUUUUUUUUUUCCAAAAUAUGUUCUAGUAUUUUUAAGUGUGCAGUACUUCAACAUCAGCAGCAGGGCUCUCCUGAAGGGUUGGCCUGUGCCUGUCAGGAAAUGUUGAAGUGAUUGGCUUAUGGGGAGCAGCCAUCUUCUUGUGCACUUCCUUGUGUGAAGCCCUUUCUGCUUGAGGCAGGAAAGAUAUUUUGGAAGUGAGAAUACAACUGUGAUAAGAUGUAACCCCACAGCCUGCUGUAUUAGGGGACAUAUGUGCCUGUGGGGGAAAAUCUGAUAUGCUUAGUCACCAGUUGUUUUAUCAGCUGAUCUUGAAAAGCUUUCAUCAUAUGCUUGGUUGGUGUUACCAAAAAUAGAGGUUAGCUGUAGCUGCAUGGUGCUUGUAAAGCAUCUGUAGGCUGACAGCCUUGACUGCCUUCUUUAAAACCUUCCUCUCUUUUAAUUGCAAGUGACCAGUGAUGCUUUUGUCCCUUGAUGGACACUUGAAUCAGCUGCUGGACUUGCUGGGCUUUGGCACGAUGCCCAUGCAAGCAGCUUUUCUCAGGUGUUGUGGGAGCUAAGCACAUGGCAGUGUCAUGCUGAGAGAAGGUGGCUGUCAUGCACCUACUGUGAUGGAAGUGCCUUGGCUGAUAAAGUGCUGGGAUCACGUGCACCAUCAGUGGUUUGAGAUAAACAGGCUUUGGAAUUGAUGUUGCUUUUUUAAUUAAAAAAAAAAAAAAAGUGUAGUGGUUUAUUACUCCAUGCCUUGAACUGCUUGGCAGCAGAUGGAGUGGCACUGCUCAUGUGCAAGGAUGUCGUGGCUGUACUGAAGAACAUCAAUAUGCUGUGCUUCCCUCGCUGCUGUAGCAGUUGCUGCCACUUCAACCUGGAAAUGUCUAAGCUUUGUUUUGCUCUUGCCUUAAGAAGUGGCUCACCCCACCAAUGCAGAGGAAUGUGAUACUUGGGAUUACUCUGCCACCUCCAGAUGUGGAACAAAUCACCAAUGUGAGCCAUCUCUUUUGAAAUGAGAUAGCUGCACUGAGAUGAGGUAGCCAGCUUGUUCAGUGCCAAACAGCCUUGCAAAGCUGCUUGCAUGGUAGCUGAGCAGAAAAUGUAAUCCCUCAGUCAAAGGGAGGGUUCUGAAUAUUCUGUAGGAGUAGAGGUCAAGGGAAUCUUCCUAGUGCAUAAGCUUUAUAAAUUUGUGGGUGCCUAUGUAGCAUUUAGAUUGGCUGGAGAGAUGCAGUGGGCUAGACUACUUGAUAAGCUUUUAAAUCUAGCUUUUAGAUCUGGAGACUGCUGUAUAGAGUACUGAAGCUGUUUUACCCGAACUUAGAAGGGAUACUAUAAUCACUGUUGAAUGCUGAAAAGGAAGAAAGAGCUUGUGAGAAGAAUAGCCUUCAGCUGCUGCUUUUUUCUAAACCUGACAUUGAUGCUUGUUGUCACUCUGUCUGAUUUCUAAUUCCAGGUGAUAAAUCUACUUGCUAGCUCAAAGCUCAUUAGCUUUGGUUCAAACAGCUUCCUGAGUCAGCCCUUAUCUGCUAUGGUCUCUUGUGAAGGGACUGUUGCCCAGCUUGGCUUGAACCCAUUUUUAAACUGAAAUUUGAGUGACACUGAUUUCUUUUUUGUUGUUGUUGUUUGGAUUUAGUGAAUGGUGUCAGUGCUGUAAGACACUGUAGAGAAGCUGUGCUCUCCUGGCAUGCUCCAAUGCUGGGGAGGGCUGCUCAUGGGCCGAAACAAGGCAUGUGUCUGGGGUGCUGUGGAUGGUGGAUCUCCUUAUGGGGCCUGUUUUUUCAGGCUGUGGAAGCGGUGUGCAUAAGGGAAGAGCAUGGAACAUAAACUAGAACAGCUAUACUGUAAGUUAAAGCUAGGCUGGGAACUAUUUGACCAAUAGUAGUUUAAAAAUACUACUUGUGGCCUUUUCUCUUUUUCCAUUGUCAAUGUGAACAUAGAAGUAAGGGGUUGCUCUCCUCACUCUAUGCCUGGAAGUGCCUUGUGGGUUCUUUUGCAUGUUUGUUUUUAAAAAGGUUUUUGUACACAGCCUUCUAGUGGAAAAUGCACUUUAUAAUUGCAAUGUAAUAAGUCUUUUAAUACCACGGCUCUGUUUUUAUGUGAUUGUUAAAAUAAAGGUGGAACGAUG
Messenger RNA from Centrocercus urophasianus (Greater sage-grouse), 3483 nucleotides. RefSeq names its product protein phosphatase 1 regulatory subunit 3B (gene PPP1R3B). The transcript has 2 exons. Gene Ontology annotation, biological process: regulation of glycogen biosynthetic process. The record is from RefSeq and is a predicted model, not a curated record. Lineage: Eukaryota; Metazoa; Chordata; Aves; Galliformes; Phasianidae. Gene Ontology annotation, cellular component: protein phosphatase type 1 complex. Bases 45 to 950 code for a protein of 301 amino acids. Gene Ontology annotation, molecular function: protein phosphatase 1 binding; glycogen binding.